AUGGAUCAAGUUAUUGGUUACUCACCCUGCUGGAUACGCGGUAGUAUAAUCGAGGAAAUAAUUUGGAUCGGCAAGGACGUGCUUGCCUGGUGCACCGGUUUGUACAUCGUGUUUUUUCACAUCGUCAAGAGACAGCAAACGUUGCGUUGGUGCUGGAACAAUGCGACCGGCGACGGUGCUCGUUGCAUAUCCAGUCACGUGUCCUCGCCAAUUUUUGCCUUCUCCGAGAGAUCGCUGAAUCCGCGAAUCUUCGUCCUCGCAUAUCCCUCGAUGGCGAAGAUCUGCGAGUGCGUUCAAGGAUGCAAAAGCGGUUACUUGGCGAUCGCGUUCACGUCCCGCGAUCAUCUCGUGUCGUUGGGCUCUUACCCGAAUUUCCCGAUGAUCGUAUGGUGUUGGAGAACGGGUGAGAAGAUCGCGAUCGUGGAUACGCCUAUACGCGAUGAAGUCGGUCAGAUAAUCAGAAUAACUCAGAUAGGACGCACUGUCAUUGGUCAAAUGGGAAAGACCUGCGGAAGACUGCUCACCUGGGAACUCGAUGUUAUCGGCAAGACUAUCAUCCUGAAAGAUCACGAAAUAAAACUACCACAGGAAGCUAUGAUCUUCGAUAUCAGUUGGUGUCCCACGUCGAAUCAGCCUUUAUUGGCCAUCACUGAUAAAGAUGGUCACGUAUAUUUGAGCGAUUACGACGGCACUAAUAUUCAUCGCAUAGUUGUUUCGCAACGCUGCGGAAUCUGCGUGGAUAUCGAGAUGCCGGCCGUGUGCUGGUUUCGCGAAGGGAUUAUUCUCAGGACCACUUUCUGUCAAAUUCGUUAUUUUAAAAAGGAGCCGAAGACUAACGCUUGGCGCAAGCAGUGGUACGUCAAGUCAAUCUACAAGCCGCAUAUAUUGGUCGCGCAUUCCUUCAGAAAUGAUUGGUUCUUCUACUACACUCUCGAGGGAUACCUAAUGCAGAUCAUCUUCCCUGAAGACACAGGCACCAUACCAACAAUCUAUAGAUACUUGCACUAUGGCGGUAAAUAUCAGUUCGUCGAUUUCCUGUACCCUUGGUGUCAUCAUCUCGCGGUGACAGACGAACUCAAGGAGUUGACCAUCCUCGAAUGCUAUAGCGGCAGUGAAGUCUCGAAAGUAGAGCUCGAUAUGGAAGGCGUUAUAUCUGCUCAGACGUCACAUCCGGACGAUCCAUUGAUCGCCGUUGUCAGCGAUCAAGGUGAGAUGACGAUUGUGGGUGUCGCUAAUCCGGAACAACCAACGAUACUGACAUAUUUUCGUCUUCAGAGAAAAUUCUUGGAUCUCAUAAAAUUUUCUCCCUCCGGCAAAUUCCUGAUUGCCGCGCAAAAGGAUGCGGGCAAUUGCUAUUGCAUAGACUUACGGCGCGACAAGCCAUGGAACGUGAUCGCGCAGCUCCGGACGAAGAAGCGCCUCGUCGACGUGGUACUGCACGACGACGAGGCUCAUGGGAGUUUGAAAGUGCUCGUGCUCUGCGUCAAAUACGAGCUGUGCUCUGCGGCGGGUCACCAGUUUCUCGUGUACGAUGUUUCGUACGACGACGUGUCGCAGCAAGGUCGUUUAAUUGACGAGAUUAUCAGCACGGUGACGCUGCCCGUGCUCUUCUGCGAGUUGUCUCAUGCGCCGGGCGGUGGUUCAUUGUUAAUAGGCUCACCUUAUCUCAAACGACAACUGUACGUGUUCAAGUUGCAGCGGGAAUUCAAGGUCGUGACCUUGGUAGACGCGGUGCUCACGGGCCAUCACGUGCGGCUCCCCCGCGUCUUUGCCGAUCGACGUUGGAUCGUCACGUGCGCCUACGACGGAUUGGUCAUUGUCCGCGACAGAACGAUACAUCAGAUCGUCGCCGCGGUGCCGGCGCAUCACAGACUCCAUUCAGGUAGCCGGAGGGCGAUCAUCGAUCCCGAUGGUAAUACUGUAGUCGCUAUUGGUCAGGAUGGUUCUCUGAUCGCGGUGCGCGUUCAUCGUAAGAGUAAAAAGGAGAGCGAAGCGUUAUCGUCUACGAUUGAGACCAAAAGUGUUUAUCCAGUAAAUCACGGAUGGUACGAGGAGCAGAAAGAGAAGAUACUAUCCGAUUACGCCUCUCUGGAUUCGGCGAUUCAUGCCUCGUUGACUCGUACCAGAAAGGUUUUAUCAGCAGCCGACGAAAAGAAAUACGGAUCCUGGGAGCAAUGGCGAGAGGAGGUGCAACUGAAGAAAGAGGCAAAAUUUUACGCCGCGAAGAAGGCUGCCAUUAUGAAGGAUCUGGAGACCUUGAAAGCCACCGUAAGACAGCUUCUCGAUGCCAACGAGACUUGUCCGGAAAUAGAGAGACUGCCAAUAUCCGCGUUCGAUCUAAACAAGAUGGGCCGCGAUCAGAAAUUGAAGACGGCCAAAGACGAGCGUGAGGACAUUCGUAUGGAGCUCGAGCAUCUCUGCGCUUCGACGAAUCGUGUGGCCAACUGGAUCAAGACGACUUUUUGGAACCCGCAAAUCGUGCUUGGUCGCUCGAUAUUUUCCUUCCGCGGUGACAGAGAAGUGACGAAUUAUCCGCUUGUCGAGGGAGAUCCAUAUUUCAAGGACCAUUUACAAUGGUCGCAGUUUGCCAGGGAUACGAUACGUACCAUCGCGGAAGAUACUUUCCAGCCAUGGCGCAGUUACACGGAACAUCAACUUCGAACAGAAUUGAGUAAAUUCGUCAAAGUGUGUCAUAGAGAUAAGAUAUGCAGAGUGAUUAUGCUCCUCGAAGAAGAGGAGCGCGUGAUCGACCCUGAGGAGCUGGCGGAAAUGCGGACGGUCGAAGGCAUGACGACGCAUCGGUUCGUCGAGCAAUCGCCUUACUAUUUCACGCAGAUGGAGUCUUACGGGUUCGCGCACGUGACGUUAAACGAUCGUUAUCUGAUGCACGAUUACGACAAGCUCCGUGUCUACUUCAACGAACUCUUCGACGACAUGUAUGCGGCGAAGGAGCGAGAAAUGAGCGCAAUACAGGAGAAGAACGAGAGGAUACGUCAUAUAGACUCCGAGCUGAGGAUAAUGUUCGGUGAGAGCCUGCUGCGGGUUCCUGUUGAUCCGCAGUGGCAUCCCAAGGAGAAAGUAGAGAGCAUUAUUCAAGUGCUUCGUGAAGAGGUCAAGGCAAAGCCGUAUGUAACAUCAUCGCAGCAGGAAAUUCUGGACAGGCAAGCGAUGGAAGCCGAACGAAUCAGACAAUUAUUGCUGGCCGAUGAUUUUCGCGAACGCGCCCUGAUGAAGAUGAUGGACGGCGUACUGGAAAUGCGUUGGGAAGAGACCAUCAAAAUAGAUGUGCAAAAGCCCGAGUGCAUGUUGGAAAAACAAUCGGAGCAAUAUACGUCCGACGAUAUCAAAGCCGUAAAGAAGUACGAAGCGGACGUGGAGGCGCUUCGACAGGAACGCGAACGUUACAAAAGAAUACUCGAGGCCGAUUAUGUCAAAAUCAGCGGGCUUCGGCAAGAAGGCAUCGACAAGUUUGACACUAAGCUGAACGAUUUCUUUCAGUUGAAGUUAAAAAUCGAAGCGGCGAUGAAUCAACUGAAGCUGCGACACAUUCGCGGUCGUAUACGAAGCCUGUCGCGGAUCGAGGCUAUACGAGAAGAUGACAAGGUAAAACGAGAGAUAUCCGAGAAAUCUCAUUACGAGGCCGUGCUGGAGAAACACGUGCGGAAGCUGCAUGACAUCUAUCAGGAUUUUCUCACGCAACACGACGCACUCUGUACUCGUGAGAAAGCUAUGGCGAAGAAGUUACAGUACGAAUUCGCUGCACUGUCAAAGGUCAACAUGGAGCUUCUCGAACUACAGUAUAAACGGAGGCCGAAGGUGUCUUUGAAGAACGUUGUUGCCAGCGAUCUGCUCACUCUCGCGCAACACCUUAUAGAUCACACUAAACCGGCUUAUUUACCGACUGAUUGCGCGGAUUACUUGAAGAUCCUCGAGAAUCUCGACGCGAGACCCGAGGGACUGCCGCAGUCGAUCGAUGAUAAUCAUUGGAAUCACUUUACUCAAUCGCGUCGCCAGAAGAUCAACGUGGAACUGAAGAUCAAAGCUCAACAGCUGGAGAUAACCCUGGUGGAGCAGACGAUUGCAGUAUUCGAGCACAAGAUCGACGCUUGCAAAUCGAGCGCGGACUUCCUCAGGGAUCGGUUGAAGAGAACGAGGGACGAGCGGGUGUUGCACGAGCAGGAUACCGAGGUGCAACUGGUACUCAAGAGGGGUCAGGUGGAGCUGGAACUACAGGGUGAACGACGCGAUACCGCGGAUGCUAUUUUGAUGCCGCGUAACGAGAUCGAGAGAGUUAACGAGCACAUUAUCGCCGCGGGAGCGCGCAAGCUGGAUGUCUUGAAGCGCACGAUCGACUUUCGCCAUGGAAUAUUGUCGCUCGAAUGGGAACAUCGUUGCCUGAGAACGCGCUUCAAGGAACUGGAGGAGGAUAUGCACUUUCUGAAGGAUGUCACGGUCACUCGAGAUAUGCGAAUGUAUCUGAAGAGGAAGGCGAAGGGACUGCGCGAUGAUAAAACUGCGGUGCGUCUCGAGAAGGAACUCAGGAUCGCGAAAAAAUCUUUGGACAAAGCAUUGUCCAAAGAGAUGAAUAAGCUGGAAAAUCUCCGACAGAAGAUCACUUGCGUAAAGAAGAAGAACGCCGAACUUGACCGAACUAUCACGGAGAUGAAUGUGGCGAGAUGGGAAUUGGAGUAUCAACGUGAUAUCGAUGGAGAAACAAGACAAUGCCAGCAUAUGGAUCGGAAGAUGCGUCUGUUUAAGCAGCGAUCCGAUCUAAUUAGGAAGCUUCAGGGUAAUUAUGCUGAACUGUUGGUGUUACAGAUCGAACACGAAUUAUUACAGCUACGAACGUAUCCCACGUUGAAAUGCUUUGAAACAUUGGAUGAUAAAGUUCUUUGUGCACAAGUUUUCUGGUAUAGUCUUCUGAAGAGUCCGUUCUUGAGCGAGCUUUCGGCUCUUUUGGCGCCGGCCGCGAUGGAGACUUGA
Formica exsecta is the source of this 4983-nucleotide messenger RNA. RefSeq names its product cilia- and flagella-associated protein 43-like. The transcript is spliced from 9 exons. Gene Ontology annotation, cellular component: axoneme. NCBI's taxonomy places the organism in Eukaryota, Metazoa, Arthropoda, Insecta, Hymenoptera, Formicidae. The record is from RefSeq and is a predicted model, not a curated record. Gene Ontology annotation, molecular function: protein binding. Gene Ontology annotation, biological process: cilium assembly. The coding region runs from base 1 to 4983 and encodes 1660 amino acids.